This is a messenger RNA of Solanum stenotomum, 1409 nucleotides long. RefSeq names its product heat stress transcription factor A-7a-like. Gene Ontology annotation, molecular function: DNA-binding transcription factor activity; RNA polymerase II cis-regulatory region sequence-specific DNA binding. Gene Ontology annotation, cellular component: nucleus. Gene Ontology annotation, biological process: regulation of transcription by RNA polymerase II. Bases 187 to 1287 code for a protein of 366 amino acids. The record is from RefSeq and is a predicted model, not a curated record. NCBI's taxonomy places the organism in Eukaryota, Viridiplantae, Streptophyta, Magnoliopsida, Solanales, Solanaceae. The transcript has 5 exons.
UUCUAUUAAUAGCCUUUUAGCACUUACUUCCAAAGCUUCUUUAUCCAUGGUGUUCAGAGCAAUUUAUUCACUAAAAUAACUCAACCUCUUAACUGCAUAAACUACCUUAUCCAAAGAGAAACUUUCCAUUUCCAAAAUCCAAACUUUUUUCUUCCUAAAAAUACAUAUAUUUUCCCCUGUUUCUUGAUGAUGAAUCAAUUGUAUUCUGUUAAAGAGGAGUUCCCGGGGUCAAGUUCUGGUGGGGGUGAGCCCCCACCGCUGACACCACAACCAAUGGAAGGGCUUCAUGACAUUGGUCCACCACCAUUCCUUACAAAGACAUAUGAAAUGGUGGAUGAUUCAACUAUAGAUCAUGUUGUUUCUUGGAACAGAGGAGGUCAAAGCUUCGUAGUCUGGGAUCCUCAUGCCUUUUCAACUACACUACUUCCCAGAUUCUUCAAACACAAUAAUUUCUCAAGCUUUGUCAGACAGCUAAAUACUUAUGGAUUUAGAAAGAUUGAUCCAGAGAGAUGGGAAUUCGCAAACGAGGCAUUUCUAAAGGGGAGUAAACAUCUUCUAAGGAACAUCAAGAGGCGAAAAACGCCUAAUUCUCCUACAGAGCAAGGUCUCGGUCCUUGUGUCGAAUUGGGAAGAAUUGGAUUUGAUGGAGAAGUUGAUCGAUUGAGGCGUGACAAGCAAGUAUUGAUGAUGGAACUAGUGAAGCUUAGACAGAAUCAACAGAAUACUCGAGCUUACCUUCAAUCUUUGGAGGUAAAGUUACAAGGAACAGAGAGGAAGCAGCAACAAAUGAUGAAUUUUUUAGCAAGAGCUAUGCAAAAUCCGGAGUUUGUCCAGCAGUUAAUCCAUCAAAAAGGGAAGAGAAUAGAAAUUGAAGAGGAUAUAACUAAAAAGAGGCGACGACCUAUUGAUCAUCAAGGUCCUAGUGCUAGUACAUUACAUGUUGGAGGAUCUAGCCAUUCCAUAAAAUCAGAACCCUUGGAAUUCGGAGAGGCUAACGGAUUCCAAGUGUCUGAACUUGAAGCACUUGCACUAGAAAUGCAGGGAAUUGGUAGAGCAAGAAAGGAUCAACAAGAAGAGUACACGAUAGAAGGGGUCGAACAAUUUGGCAACAUGGAUAAAGAACUUGAUGAGGGGUUUUGGGAAGAGCUAUUUAACGAUGAGGACGUGUCUGGAAAUGAAGACGGUGAAGAGGAAGAUGUAGAUGUCUUGGCAGAGAGUGAGUUUUCAAGUAUUCAACGACGAAUGAAGAAAGCAGCUAUAUGGAUCAACCAGCUACUCGUUGGAUAGAUUCAUGAAGGACUCAAGAGUCAAGUCUGAAAAUCCUUGCAUAGGUUAUGCAGAUUUUGAUCAAGUCUAUGGUCUUUCAAGGUUAUUCUAAAUGCUCAUUUUGGGUAAUAAAAAAUGUCAAC